AUGUCAGCAACUAAAGCAAGAGAUACAAUUACAGACAGUGCAUGUCAUGUACUGAAAGGUGCCAUCGUAAAGGUGCUCAACUGUCCAGUCACUGUCAGUGUAGAGUGUCAGAACAAGGUCAAGGGAAGAGUAUGCAUUGAGUAUACAAACCCAGACAAACCAGACGAUGCUACAAUUCAAAAGAUCGAGCAAGAGGCCAACAGAGUGAUCAAGGAGAAUCUACCCUUCAAUGUCUUCACUAUGGAGAGGAAGGCUGCUGAGGAAAAGUAUACAAAGGACAAAGUUAACAACACAUACAUCUAUGAUAAGUUCCCCGUCCCAGAGUUCGACAUUGCUGCAUCAGCUGCUGAGGACCCAAAGAAGAAGAAGGGAGGAGCUCAACAACAACAGGCACAGGUCGUCAGUCCACUCGAUGAGAAGCGCGCAAGAUUGGCCGCCACCAACGUUAAUGACCUGACGAAUCGUAUCGUUCAACUGGUGCUGAGCAGUGCAAGCGACAAACAACAACUGGAGAGUAAGACCAUUCCAGAGAUUCAGAUCCUGCUCAACAACCUUAAGAACAAUGCCUACACCAAUGGUUACAAUGCAAAGUAA
Messenger RNA from Acytostelium subglobosum LB1, 594 nucleotides. RefSeq lists its product as hypothetical. The transcript is spliced from 2 exons. The coding region runs from base 1 to 594 and encodes 197 amino acids. The record is from RefSeq and is a predicted model, not a curated record. Gene Ontology annotation, molecular function: nucleotide binding. NCBI's taxonomy places the organism in Eukaryota, Evosea, Eumycetozoa, Acytosteliales, Acytosteliaceae.